Messenger RNA from Seminavis robusta, 3141 nucleotides. The record is from the annotation of a GenBank genome assembly. NCBI's taxonomy places the organism in Eukaryota, Bacillariophyta, Bacillariophyceae, Naviculales, Naviculaceae.
AUGAGCGAAGCGUUCUCCACGGCCAAAGAUCUGAUUACCAGUCUUCUCCCAAAGUCAUUUCGUGGUACCAGUAGUCGACGAUAUACAACACCAAAUGGCAAGCGACAAAAGCUAUCAAAUGACACUUCUGAAGAUUACCAACAUGACAAACCAGCUGCGCUGCAAGAUGACAAUGAAGACCCAGGAGACCCCACAAGGAACUUGGCUGACGCAUUUGAAGAAAUCGACAAGCAAAAAGAAAACCAACGGCCGGAAACGGUCCAUGACAACCCUGCCAGUGGAGUUGCCAGUGGAGUUGCCAGUGGAGCUCCACUGGCAGCUCUUGCAGACAACCCGUCUGCAAGAGCUCCACUGGCAGCUCUUGCAGCGGCUGUGCCAGAUCAUCCAUCCCUUGUCCCAGAUCCAUCACUUCAAAAGGAUGGACCUGGCACGGCUGUGGCAGUGGAAGAAGGAUGUUUGUUGGCUCACGUGCGAGAUAACAUGGUGUCCAAGUCCCGUCCAUCAGCCUGUACUCCAUCAUCAGCGAGUGCUCCAUCUGCAUAUGUCUUGAGCAGUCGCAGUCGCCGUCAAGGUACCAAGAGAUCCAAGGAAAGCAUCAGUCUCAGCAUGGCUUCCCCAGCAUCGUCAAACUCCAGUCGAAAAUUUGUCAAGGGUCGAAAAUUUGUCAAGGCCAAACGUCCUGUGCGUGAAAAUGAUGCAGCAGCAGCAGUGGCAUCUAAUGAUCAAGAUUCGGAUGCGGCGGCGGCGUCCAGCAAUAAUCAAGAUGGUUCUGGUCAAGAUGGUUCAGGUCAAGAUUCGGAUGCGGCGGCGGCAUCCAGCAAUAAUCAAGAUGGUUCUGGUCAAGAUGGUUCUGGUGCAGCAGCGGCCGCGCCCAAGAGGAGCGAAGAUGGUUCUGGUUUGGCGGUGGCGGCCAAGACGGGCAAGAGUACUGGAGAAGAUGAUGAUGAUGCUCUGAUGCGUGAGCUUGAGGAGGUUCGGGAAGAUGGCGCUUUGGACUCGCUUGACCUUUCAAAGUCCCCUGACAUGUAUAUGUCUGACUCAUCCAAAGAGAAUGAGUCCAAGAAGGAUUCAUCGCAAGAUGAUUCUGGAAGCAGUAUUCUGUUUGAUGCCGACCAGGACGAAGAGAUGAAAGACGCAGCUGAUGAUAAUGUAGAAGCUCGAAGUGCAUCGGCGAAGGACAAGAGCGAUGAGGAACUGGCGAAGGAGUCAGCUGACGCCGAACCAAAGGACUCCCCAAGAGUUGUCGGUCUGGAGUCUGCUGUGGAAGAUGAUGACAACCCCGAGAAGACGGACGGCGAUCUCCUUGAAGGGGCGAAGGACACGGAGUCCGAAAAGGAAGAAUCAGCUGCCAACGACCAGGACGAAGAGAUGAAAGACGCAGCGGACGGCGAUCUCGUUGAAGGGGCGAAGGACACGGAGUCCGAAAAGGAAGUUUUGGCCAAGGAAUCAGAUGAAGAUGAAUCGGAAGCUCUGAAGGGCACCGAAGAUGAAGCUCGGGCAAUGGUGGAAGAUACGUCGGCCAAGAAAUCAGAUGAAGAUGAAUCGGACUCCGAAAAGGACGCAGAAGAGCAGAACGAGUCCGAAAAUGACACUCUGGCCACAGUUGAGGGUGCCGACCCAAAGGACGCGGAAGAGGAAACCAUGGCAACGGCUGAGGGCACCGCCGACGACGAUGAAGAAGAUGCAGCUGCGUCAGGAUCGAAAGAAAAUGCAGAUGAUACCAGCAAUGCAGCCAACAAGCAGAAGAAAGCGCCAGCCAACAAAGCACCGACGGCCGCAAUGAGAUCUCUUUUGGACGGUUAUGGUACUGAUGAUGAGCAAGAAAAGUGGGAAAGACUGGUUGCUGCUCAGAUUAGACGAAAGGAGGCAGAGCUCAAGAUGGUCAACGAAGCUGGUGAUCUUGGGAUGAUCAACGAGGCUGGUGAUGUCCAGAAAGCCGGUAAACUCCUGAUCGACGAUGCAGCAAAGGUCAUUGUGGACUCCUGGAAGAAAGUGCGCGAUGUCAAGUCAGACUACACUGGAGACAAGGGCAAAGUAACUUGGUUCUCUCGAGAACCGUACAUUAGGUGCAUGGCCUACGAAGGUGAAAAGCACUUCAAGUACUUACCUGAAGCGGACAAAUGGGAGAUCUGCCUUUAUGGAUCGGGUACUCGAAAACUUGAACACAAGAAUCCCAAGUCACUCAUUCUCAAGAAAUUCACAGUGAGCGAUGGUUUUGUGCAAUUCUUCUUGACUCGCAAUGCAUACCACAUCAUCAAAGAAUCCACAGGGUAUGGACACGGCUGGAAGCGAGUUAACGACAAACGAUUCUAUCGCCUCUUCGCCGAUUCGUUGCAUUUUGACAAAUCAAGACCUGCGCUGAAUGAUGAGGUUGAGUUGCGUGCCACCAAGGCAGAUGUGACCAUGUACUUCCAUCAAGACGAAGAAUUCUUUGACAAGACUCAGAAGAGGCUGAUCCCUCACAUGAAGCGUGACAUUAUUGAAAGGCGAAAGAACGAGAAUCCGAACUGGCGCAAAAUCACCGUUAUAGUUGGAUGCGCUGAUGCUGAUACUGAAGAGGGAGGCAAAGUUGAAUAUGCCGUCCCCGAAGUGCGUCUUAAAUACGUCCAAAGGAAGGGGGACAUUACGUGUCUGCCGUGCUCAACUGCCUCUGUUUUCUACUACAUGGGAGAGCAAAAGAAGCUUGAGGAGGCGAAGAUCAAAGCAAGCUGUGUUCGAAUGUUGAAGCUGAUGGUUGAUCUCAUCGAUUCCGCCAAAACCGACGACUACACCACCAAGUGUUUAAGUGUCAUCUGCAAGGAAAUGAAUGUGGCAACACAACCCGCCAAGAAUUACAACCCCUUCGAUCCGAAUGAUCCAUACAAGGAUUACCCUGUCUUGGUCAAGCUCAAGAGUAAAAAUUGCACGCAUUGUGUGGUCCUCUUCAAGGGGCUACUUUUUGAAGCUGCCUACGAUUACGCCCUGGCGCUCACUGAACGCAAUCUCCAGGAGCUUUGUGGCGGUGUGGAGGAGGGCGACUACGAAGGAAUUGCUUGGGCAGAACAGUUGGUCCCCACGAUCUCCAAGAAGGCCAAGAACAAGAACAAGGCCAAGAAUAAGGCGAAGAAUAAGGCCAAGAAGGCACAGAAAGGAAUGAAGUAA